Molecule: messenger RNA, 2052 nt
Organism: Arctia plantaginis
Lineage: Eukaryota; Metazoa; Arthropoda; Insecta; Lepidoptera; Erebidae
Source: the annotation of a GenBank genome assembly
AUGGGAAAAGUACGAUCUGCACCGGGGGCACCCCGGAGACAAGGGUUCAAUAAAGGAGCCCAUUCCAUGAAUCCAGAUCGUCCAAUAGAAGGGUUAAAGGGUGUGGCAAAGCCUAGAACCAAAGGUACUAUCAAGAGACUUCAGAUGUACAGAAACUUUAAGGCUAAGCGAGACAAAACUGGUAAAAUCUUAACCCCAGCACCAUUUCAAGGUUGGUUGCCCUCAGGCACCCAAGCUCGCGUAGAACCUAACCAAAAGUGGUUUGGCAACUCACGUGUAAUUUCGCAAAAUGCUUUACAAAAAUUUCAAGAUGAGUUUGGAGCAGCUGUUAAAAACCCAUACCAGGUCAUUAUGAAACCCACUAAUUUACCUAUUACUUUACUCAAUGAAAAAGCUAAAAAUGCAAGAGUACAUUUAUUAGACACAGAAGGAUUUGACAAAACAUUUGGGCCAAAAAAACAAAGAAAACGGGUUAAUUUAAAGUUUGGUGAUCUACAAUCUCUUACUAAGGCUGUUGAAGACAAUAUUGAAAAUUAUGAUGAAAUCAAAGACAUAGACAGAGUGCGUGAGGACUUGGGUGUGAAGGAAGGACAGAGGGAUUGGGUCUUUGGUGCCGGGAUGAGUAAGAGAAUUUGGAAUGAGUUAUAUAAAGUAAUAGAUUCAUCUGAUGUCCUCUUACAAAUCUUGGACGCAAGGGACCCAAUGGGGACUAGGAGUCCAUAUGUGGAAAAAUUUCUUAGAGAAGAGAAGAGACACAAACAUUUAAUAUUUAUUUUAAAUAAAGUAGAUCUAGUUCCUAACUGGGUAACACAACGCUGGGUAGCUAUUUUAAGUGCCGAAUACCCAACAGUAGCAUUUCAUGCUUCCAUGACACAUCCUUUUGGUAAAGGAUCUUUAAUUAAUCUUCUACGUCAAUUUGCUAAACUACACAUUGAUAAGAAACAAAUCAGUGUUGGAUUGAUUGGAUAUCCAAAUGUCGGUAAAUCAUCUGUUAUUAAUACUCUACGAUCCAAAAAAGUUUGUAAAGUGGCCCCAAUUGCUGGUGAGACAAAAGUUUGGCAGUACAUUACAUUAAUGAGAAGAAUAUUUUUAAUUGAUUGUCCCGGUAUUGUUUAUCCAUCUGCCGAGACAGAUACAGAAAAGGUUCUUAAAGGAGUUGUUAGAGUUGAAUUAAUUCAAAAUCCUGAAGAUUAUAUUGAAGAAGUAAUUAAAAGAGUCCGGAAAGAGUAUUUAGUUAAAACAUAUAAAGUUGAUGCUUGGGACACUGCAACAGAAUUUUUAGAAAAACUUGCUUUUCGCUCUGGUAAAUUGCUGAAAAAAGGUGAGCCAGAUGUUAGUCAAGUUGCUAGAAUGGUGCUUAAUGAUUGGCAAAGAGGAAAACUUCCAUUCUAUGUGGCACCAGAAGGGUUUGAAGUCCCACUAUCAAAGCAGAAUGAGGAUAUAUCAACAACAACUGAACUUGACAAGGAACAAGACAAAAAGGAUGACACUGUUCCAGAGACUGUGUCAGAUGCUGACAAAGACAAACAAGAUAAUUCUGAGAAACCUGUUUAUAUCAAUAAGUUGAUUGUAGCCCAAGAUUUUGCCAAAAUUAGAGUAGGCUUGCAGUUUGACAAUGAUGAUGAUGUUAAACCUCUUGAGCAAAUGAAUAUUCCUAAGGACCUUGAAGGAAUUGAUGAUGACAACAAUACAGAAAAUAAUGAUUCAAAGAGUAUUCAUGAGGAAACUGUUGAAGAUCCUGACUCAUCAGAUAUUAGUGACUUUUAUAGUGAUGAGGAGAAUAAAUGUAGUGAUGUGGAAGAUCAUUUAACAAAUGAUGCAGAAACAGUAAAAGAACUUAAACGCAAAAGGCUUGAAGCAGCCAGUGGUGAGUUUACUGUUGAAGAUAUUUCAGAAAAUCAAAAGAAGUCUAAAGCUGGUAUUGAGAAGAAAUUGACCGCUAAGAAGAGAAGAGCUAUCGAGCGAGCGCAAAAACGAACAAAGACAGGAAGCAACUUUUAUGAAGUAUCCAAUGUCAAAAAUAGAAAUAGAAAUAAAAGGAUACCUUUGUAA